Messenger RNA from Enhydra lutris kenyoni (northern sea otter), 477 nucleotides. RefSeq names its product NKG2-A/NKG2-B type II integral membrane protein-like. The record is from RefSeq and is a predicted model, not a curated record. The transcript has 4 exons. The coding region runs from base 1 to 477 and encodes 158 amino acids. Lineage: Eukaryota; Metazoa; Chordata; Mammalia; Carnivora; Mustelidae. Gene Ontology annotation, biological process: stimulatory C-type lectin receptor signaling pathway; positive regulation of natural killer cell mediated cytotoxicity.
AUGAAUAACCAAGGAGUAACCUAUGCAGAACUCAGUCAGGUUAAGGGUUUAAGAAGACAGCAAGUGAAAGCUAAGGGCACUAAAAGUGGCAUUUUGGGAACUGAGCAGGAAAUAACGUAUGCUGAAUUAACUCUUCAAGAUGCUUCUCGGGAUCCUCAAGGGAAUGGCAAGAACUACCAAUGGAAAGGGAAGCUCAUUGCUGGGAUCCUGGGAAUUAUCUGCCUUGUCUUGAUGUCCACUGUGGUCACAACAGCCGUUAUUCACUCUUAUCAUUGUGAUCACUGUCCAAAAGAGUGGAUUACAUAUUCUGAAACUUGCUACUACAUUAGCACUGAAAGAAAACCAUGGAAUGAGAGUCAGUUAUCCUGUGCUUCUAAGAACUCUACCCUGCUUUCCAUAGAGGAUGAAGAGGAAAUGGUGGUUGCACAUGCGAUACAUGCCAACAGCUGGCUGAAUUUUCAAGUGUCGCCAUCAUAA